Molecule: messenger RNA, 474 nt
Organism: Dermatophagoides pteronyssinus (European house dust mite)
Lineage: Eukaryota; Metazoa; Arthropoda; Arachnida; Sarcoptiformes; Pyroglyphidae
Biological process (GO): taxis; proprioception; sensory perception of mechanical stimulus
Cellular component (GO): sensory dendrite
Source: RefSeq, a predicted model, not a curated record
AUGGUCAUGCUUGAUUAUCGUUUAUAUUUUAUAAAUGAUGCUGAAAAACAUGGUUUCUUUCGAAAAGCUGUACCAACAUUACCAUUAGCUAUUGCUGUUUUAUUUUGUAUGCUAAAUCUUUUACUGCCCGGUUCAGGAACAUUUUUAGCAUCAUUUGCAAUUAUUUUUGGUUCACAAACUGAAUAUGGAUCCGGUUAUGGUUAUCAAGCAUUUUUAAUCUGUUUUCUAUCAUCAUUAUUACAAUUUAUUACCGCUAUAUUCGUAUUCGGUUGGGUUUGGUCAAUUAUGUGGGGAAUUGUUUUCAUUAAAAAUUCAUUACGUUAUGGCCAGAAACGUGACAUUCAUACGAUAAGUCUUUGUUGAUAAUUUGCAACUGUUGUUAUUGUUGUUAUUUUUUCUGUGACAAUAAAAAACAUGUUUUUUCGAGCCUUUUGAAUCAAACUAUUUAAAAAGAUCUGUGUGCCUUGUUCAUUG